Macrobrachium nipponense is the source of this 1559-nucleotide messenger RNA. RefSeq lists its product as uncharacterized. The transcript has 2 exons. The record is from RefSeq and is a predicted model, not a curated record. Bases 397 to 1053 code for a protein of 218 amino acids. Lineage: Eukaryota; Metazoa; Arthropoda; Malacostraca; Decapoda; Palaemonidae.
ACUCCUCCCAAUCGUCGGUCUUGAUCCAUUCCCCUAUGCGGGGUGCCACGCCAUGUGAUUCGGUUUUGGGCAGUCGCCAAGAGCGCGCACCAGAUACCCCGACGAGUACCCUCUCCUCCGUAGACAGUGACAGAUGAUUCAGACGCUAUGGCGGGUGAGGGCUUCAUUCCCUAGCAGUGGUUUUCAGCUCGCUUUCUCGAAAGUGUGUUGAUGAGUGACUGCGUAGCAUGGCACGUGAGAGUGUGUUCAAAGAAUAAACCUUACUGUCGGAGAGUGGAAUGUAAUUCACUGCCGUGUUGAAAGAAUAAAUCUUAUCGGUGGAGAGUGAGUGGAAUAUAAUUCAUUGUUCUGAGUUACAUAUACUCGCAGUACUACCGUCUAGGAUAUUAAGCAAAUAUGGUGGUCGAUGCGAGCGGACGCGACCUUCGAAGGCCUUACCAAUUUUUCGAAUUUUUCGCCCGUCACCACCAUCAGGAAAAUCAGCCAGAGCAAACGGCUUCCCGCGACGGGCAGCAGAGGCUUUGCAGGAGCAAGGUCAUCUGGCAGGCCGCGAUGAAGUACAACGUUGCCCUGGCAUCGAUUGUGCCCUGGGCCAUCGCGAUCUUCACCCUGAUCCAACUCGGGGAGACGUUUCUCGUGGGGAUCCUCAUCAUCUCCUUCGCCUGCUACUCCGGGUGGCUGGUCACCAAGUUGGUCCAGUUCGUCCAGAACUACGAGAUUCAACAACUGGAAGAUGCAAGGGAAUCCCCAGCAUCCCUGGAACCUCCACCUUACGAAAUCGUCGUGGCCAAACCGCCUCCGUACAACGAGUUAUAUGACUUAUCCAUAUUGUCACCAGGUCACUCGCACAGUCACAUAGCCGUACAUAGUAGUCCGCACGGCCACAGCAGUCAUCACGCAUCAAACGUCCCCUUUUACUUCGUCGGCAGAAGCGAGAGGCCGCAGUGCUCGAAGUGUCAGAAGCAGAAUGGGCCUUCCGAGGAGAGCCAGGGUCUUCCGACGUAUGAGCAAGCACUCAGCAUGAUGGCUCAAGAGUCAGCCGCCAAUCGUUGAUUUUUGCCGCGACGUCCGACAGUGAGAAAGUGUUGAAUCCGAAGCACUCAAAUGGUUGUGAAUUUCUCUGACAACUGGAUAUAAAUAUUUUUUUAUGCCAGUUGAAUUUACGUGAAGACUGGUGUUUUAAAGUGUUGAGAGCUGCUACUAGCACUGACAAACUCACACGCACACAUGUAUAUAUAUACAUACAUAAUUGAAGGCAAAUGGCACGAAAGAAAAAAUAAAGCAACUGAGUGGUUGCUUGGCCACUCGACACAAUGGUCAUUUACUAUAACUGGUUCACUUAAGGUAGGUGCUUGAGUGAGCCCUGUGCCUACGAGACGUUUGUUUGGCGGCCGCUAAUUAGCUGGUACAGGGCUCACCCAAGAAUCUACCUUAAGUGAACCAGCUAUAGUAGUCUGCUAGUAAAGGACUGCGUCGAAAGGCCUAGUAACCACGCCGUUGUUUCGUUCUCUCCAUCGUGGCAUUUACCUUUAUACAUUCACCACGUUCCAUAUCUUCGU